This is a messenger RNA of Neurospora tetrasperma FGSC 2508, 3590 nucleotides long. RefSeq lists its product as uncharacterized. NCBI's taxonomy places the organism in Eukaryota, Fungi, Ascomycota, Sordariomycetes, Sordariales, Sordariaceae. The record is from RefSeq and is a predicted model, not a curated record. Bases 1 to 3558 code for a protein of 1185 amino acids. The transcript is spliced from 3 exons.
AUGUCUGGACCCGGCAUGGAGGGGGGUCGCCCCAAGCUCCGAGGUGCUAGUGAAAUGAAAAAGGCCAUGGAUGAAAAUUUUCUUCGCUUCUUACGCGGAUAUGCAAGCUACUACGCCGAGUGUCCCCCUUCUUUCAAAAAGUACUUGGAGCGCCAUGUUUUCCCCGCCUGCAAGGAGGCCGACAAGAUCGAUCAGUUGCAGCUGUUCCUCUGCAAUCCCGAAAUCCUGGACUACGGUCUCGGAAUCGAGUUUAUGGGGGAGGCUUCUCAUUACACCAUUUGGGAUUACUGGUUUCAGGGCGCCGAAGGGUCGGUUGUGCUCCCUUUUCAUCCUAUCCCGGACAACUACAAGCCAUGGCCCAAGGAGACAGAAAAGACAAUGGAGGCCGCGUACAUCAUCGACGAUCCGGGGCGCGCAUUGUCAGCAGGGGUGCAUGACAUUCGCCUGGACGACCAGAAAAACGGAGCGACGAUGAGUAUUGUGCCGCCCGGGCCGUUUCGCUCACUACCCACUGUUCUAAGUCCAGACGGCGGAGAAGAUGAUAUGUUUGGAGACAUCCUUGGGCAGAUAAAAGAGCUGGAAAAGCUUCAAUUGCCUGCUGCUUAUGGUCCCAGUGCCACCGCGGUAGAAGGAGGACAGCUGAUCGAGCCGAUUGUGGACCGCACUGGCCCGGACUGGACGGUCGACUCCGAGUACGAAGGGUUUAGACAACCUCCGCUGGCUGUCCGACUCGAACACGUCAACAACCUGCUUUGCGAGGAAGACAUGUAUCGUGAUCUCAACUGGGCCCCGAAAUUUGCUGAGACGGUUCGAUACCUCCAAUGGCUUUCUGAUGAGGAUCCUAAGGGGCAGCUCGCGAAUGCCAGUCAACAAACCCAAAAGAUGCACGCUGAUGCUCUCCAAAAGGUCAGGGUGCAUGAGAUCUUUGACUAUUACAAUGCUCAGCCGACACCGUUGAUCAUCAACCCUCUGCCAAAGGGGAGCCUCAAGUCAACUCGCCUCAACUGGCUUGGUGACGUCCAUAACUGGCCCAUCCCAUCGACAAAUCCUGUUCCUGAUAAAAGGGAUCUGAUGCCUCGACCGACAUAUCCUCGACCCGUUGAGCCUGUCAACACCAUGCUCAUCGACGAACCCGGCAACUAUGAACUGUUUGAGGACUUCAAACACGACCAGCGAGAGGUAUGGCAUGACGAUGAAGGAGACAAUAAUCUCGCCCUGGUGGAGAGUGAGGCAUUCGUCAAGUUCUCAGGAUCCAAAUACGCCGGCUGGGUUCGAAACGAUCUAACCACGAACACAAAGGUUCUGGCUGAUGAUACCAUCAUCCUUCCCAACGACCCGAGGAGCUUUGCUAGAGAGCGAGGAGCCCGUCGUGCUGGUCUGCAGCAGAUGUUGCGGGCUUAUCAGACGAGUGUGAAGGAACACAUGGCCAGCCCUCUACGCACACUUCAGCUUCCUAUAGACGCUGCGGUUUUGCAGAAGAUCACUCGAGACACCGAUGGUGUACAGUUCGUACCACACCGCAUUCCAGACGAGAAGAUCCAAGCCCAGGCGGAUACCAUGCCAUUCACUGUCCAGAUCCCCAAAUAUCUCGAGUCCCUGAGGCAUCUGCGCCAAAAGGCCUUGAAGCGCGUCGAAGCUCUUCGCCGACAAGAUCGUCGUUGGGUAACACUACCCCAAAACGUCGUUACGGGCGGCCCGUUCGUCUGGCGCAUGGUCGACCCAGACGUCCAGCUAAAGCAAGACAUCCUAGACCAGUGCAACAUCACCUACCAGCUUCUCUCGGCCGCCCAGCGGCGCGCCCCACGUCUCCUUCUGGAUGAAGUCAAAGCCAUGAUCGACCGUGGCCUCUCGGGCGAGUUCCACAACCACGACGUGCCCGCCGAAGUGCGCCUGCACGGUGAUGAGCUCGAGAUCGUCGGCACGACCCAUCCUCGCAAAGCCCCCCGCUACGUCGACCUAGAGGAGGACAUCCCUUGGCUCAAGUUUCUCGCAUCCGAGGCCGUCAACGACGGCAACUGGGAGCCCAACAACUUCUAUCCCAACGAGCCGAAGGAGAAAUACAAGAUCUUCCACAUCUUUGCGCGGCGCGUACAAAAGAUUCUCGACGACCGGGACCCGGACUCGCUCUUUGCCGACGCGGACGCCCAAGUGACGGUCGAGGAGCUCCUCGCAAAAGUCAACGCCGGCCGCGAGGGCGCCCCCGUCGAUAAAGUCGUCUUCCACCCAUACGACGCCAUGGCCUGGCUCGACCGACUCGCCGACACGGGGCACGUCCGAUUCCAGCUCGACCCCAGCUGCUACGGCGUCGUCAUGCGGCCUUUGGACAAAUACUUUCCCGAGAACCGCGUCAUCUGGCCCGGCCCCACCGCGCACCGCGAGAAACCGGGCUACAACUUGGGGUACAUCUCGACCUGGCAGCAGAUCCUUUGUCCCGGAAUUGACCGCUCGCAAGAGCUUACCGACCCGCAAUCCCCCGUCUGGAAUUUCUUCAUGGCUCUCGGGUUUAGGCUGGGUUACACCAUCUACAUGCUCAACCAGGAGCGCGCCGAACAGGGCCGCUUGAAACCGCAACCGGUCCCAGCCGAGUAUCUGACCGAAAGCCUGACUACUUUUGAAGCGGAGUGCAAGACCGAGAUUCAACACGCUUUUGGCAAGGACGAGGGUCUGAUUUCGUUGCAGCAACUUAUCCAACGCUUGUCUCCCAGAGAUUACACCGGGGAAGGAAUGACCGAGACCGAAGCCUUUGCCGUGGUCAAGCGCAAAUUGCUCGAGGAGUCCAUCUGUAACCUGUCCAUGCUUGUCCCUGGGAGAGAAGUGGUUUAUUACGGACCUGAUCCGGAGACGGGGGAGGUUAGGCAUAUGACGGUGAGGAAGAGGGAUGUGUCGUGGGAAUUUGCUUCUGCUCGUUUACAACAACAAGGAGGAGAAGGAGGAGAAGAAGGAGCAGCCAAGAGUAAAAAGUCAUUCCAAUACUGGCGUCUAGACCGCUGGCCUUUGGGGGUCGGGUACACUUCGGAGGAGACCGAAAGAAAAAUCAAGGAGGGUAAUGAUGUGGAUCCCAAGAUGGUGUAUGAUCCCGUGGCAGAAGAUCCGAUUUCCGAAAGGUAUAGGAGGCCGAAGCUGAGAAGGUUUGGUGAAGAUGAAAAAGUCAAGAUGAAGAGGGGGCCGGCGAUAUAUCCGGUGGGGGAUACGGUGAGGCAGGCGUGGAGGGUGGAGGACAGCAUGACGGAGACUGCUUAUAGGGCCCUCGGCCUAUCCCCGCCCUCCGCCGAAAACAGACGCAAACGCACCUGGUCCCAAGCUAUCGGCACACUGCUUAACCCCUUUUCCAACGACAAAGAUGGCGAUGUUCCUGCUGCCGACGUGCCGGUGGAUGAAAGGAGAGUCCGGCCGAAGCUGGAUGAUCUCGCCAAGGGCGUGGUGGUUAGGAGUUGGAAUCCGGAUCAACUAAGACGAGAUGCGCAUGAACAAGGGUAUGCGUUGGAGAUGGUGGAUGUGAAGGAGCUGAUGAAGGAGGUGGAGAAAUCGAGGAUGGAGGAGGUUGAGCAGGAUGUUUAGUUAUAUGUUUUCUUUGGGAUUUGGGGUUUUUU